This is a messenger RNA of Macrosteles quadrilineatus (aster leafhopper), 2050 nucleotides long. RefSeq names its product outer dynein arm-docking complex subunit 4-like. Gene Ontology annotation, molecular function: protein binding. The record is from RefSeq and is a predicted model, not a curated record. Lineage: Eukaryota; Metazoa; Arthropoda; Insecta; Hemiptera; Cicadellidae. The coding region runs from base 165 to 1988 and encodes 607 amino acids. The transcript has 10 exons.
GUACACAUUUUUAAAUGUUAAUAAUUUUUAUAGUUUAUUCAUGUUUGACAUAACUUUACAAGAAAUUUAUCCUGUAGUCUAAUUUAAAAUUUUGGAAUCGAAAGCCUGAAACUAAAUUUAUAUUAUAUACAUUUUGCCCGAAAAGUUUAAUUUUUUUAAGCGAUAUGACGGCUAUUGCAGCAGCAGAAAAAAAGAAGAAAAGGGAUGAAAUGUAUUACAGGUUCAAUACAAAUCGAGGAAUGGGCUAUUUAAAAAAUCGCCUGAGGAAAUACCAAGAUGCUGUGGAACUGUUCACAAACGCCAUCGAUAAUGCAGAGCCUGGCUUCGAAACUCCACUUAUCAUAGCACGCAGUAAAGCAUACAGCAAACAAGUAGAUCACAACGCAGCUCGAAUUGAUGCAAUCAACGUUCUUGAAAACAAUCCCGACGAAAUCAGAUGCCUCGAAAAUGAUGCUUACACACUUUACGAAAAAAAUGAUUUUGAAGAUUCCCUGGUACAGAACUACUGUGGACUUCGAAGGCGUAAAAAACCUGAUAACUUCUACAGAGGAAUACUUGUGGGAAAAGAAACCAUUGAAGACUGCAUUGGUCGCAAUGCAGGACCGUUCUUGGACAACGACCGUUUGGGUCAAGUCAUUGUGGACAUGCACUUGCAAAGGGGCGGAACACAUUUAGAUGAUGACAAAGAUGAACUAGCUGUUGCCCAAAGUAAAUACGAGAAGGAGCAUACAGACAAGAUGUUUGCCCAGAAGUACCUCGGGCGGUUAGCUGCUGACAAGCAGUUCUUGUUGGAAAUGUUGAAGUCACCUCAACUGAAGGCUGGGAACAAACAGCACAAUCGACAGUUGCAAAAUAUUCUAAUGGAUACAGUCAAUGUCAUCAAUAGUCAGCAGGACACAUUAAUGACGCAGCGUCCUAUGUACAUGCUGGAUUAUCACAAACCGACAUUUUCCACAAAAUACAAUCAACAAAAGAAGGAAGAUGUUGAGAAAAGUAAAUGCGGAGUGAUGAAAACCAUGAAUAAACUGUUUGAUGAAGGGAACUCUUUACAGCGAGAGAGAAAGCUCGCAGAUUGUAUGAAUGUAUGUGAUCGUCUCAGAAGGUUUAUCGAGUGUCAGCCAAACAACUUGCUCCCCAAGUCUCAGAGAGAAGAAGUUCUUAAUCGUCUGUACUCCCUGAUUGGUCUGGCCUAUAUGGACACAAAGACACUGGUUCCUGAUUGGUCUUUUGAUGACAACGACCUCCGAAUAGAGUUUGUUUUGAACUCCAAGAUCAACAAUCCCCGAUUUGUUGACAGAGUCAGAGAAACAUACUUUCCAAAGAUUUGGAAUGUCAAAGAGAUGAAGAGGGAUUUAAGAGCUCGUCUGGAAGUUUCAAUACACAAGAUGGAAAGGAUGUAUCUGUACCAUGAACUGUCAAGAUGUUUGUUUGAAGAGUUGAAGCAAGAAAAAGCCUACAAGAUGGCAUCAUCUGCACUUAAAUUGGCCAAGGAGACAAAGAGCGGAUUGUGGCAGUUCAAUGCUGGGUUUCUGACCUCUCUCUCUGUGCUCAUGGAAGGAGACACCGAUGAAGCCAAAACUAGCUUCACCGACGUUAUGAUCAAUGCUCGGAGAAUGGAGCGAGACGAUUGUGCAUACUUUGUUCAAAAGGUGAUAAAAAUAGCUACGGAACCGAACCGAUUGAAUUACGAUUCGCCAAAUAUUACGCAACAGAGAGAAAAAGAGAUUAUGGACAUCAUGAGCACUCCCGAACUACGAGCGGAAACUUACCGGAUGCUACAAAGAAUAAAGACAGCUCCAACCCACGCUAGACUGAAACUACAAACUGCGUUGACAACUAAGACACUAGGCAUGGGCAGUUCACGCAGGUCGAUGAAAAUCGCAGCCCGAGCAAAACGCAGAACUCUACACGAGGUAAGGACCAGCGAGCGUAAAUCUUCCGUAAACUGGCACAAGUCAAUUUCGCUUGAUCUCUCAAAAAUUGAAUGAUUUUCUUUAUGUGCUAAAACCUUCACUUUACAUAAAGUAAAUUAAAGAUCUGUCUAGUAAUA